Messenger RNA from Pediculus humanus corporis (human body louse), 1389 nucleotides. RefSeq names its product tyrosine-protein phosphatase non-receptor type, putative. Gene Ontology annotation, biological process: protein dephosphorylation. The coding region runs from base 1 to 1389 and encodes 462 amino acids. The record is from RefSeq and is a predicted model, not a curated record. The transcript is spliced from 9 exons. Gene Ontology annotation, molecular function: protein tyrosine phosphatase activity. Lineage: Eukaryota; Metazoa; Arthropoda; Insecta; Psocodea; Pediculidae.
AUGAGUGACAUUGUAACCAGUAUCAUGAGUGAUGUAGAAAAUGAAUUUUUGAGUAUAGAAAAAGGACAGGGAUGGAAUAGUUUUUUUUCCGCAAUAAGAGAUGAAUGUUUACAAGCCCACAAUUAUGCAUUUACAGAAGCCAAAAAACCUAAAAACAAAUAUUUAAAUAGAUAUAGGGAUGUAUAUCCUUACGAUCAUAGCAGAAUUGUAUUAUCUAAAAAUUCAAUCGAUUAUAUAAAUGCUAAUUUGGUGGUGGUAGAAGGAGCGAAUAGAAAGUAUAUUUUAACCCAAGGACCUCUUCCGCAAACGACAUCACAUUUUUGGUUAAUGAUAUGGGAACAAAAUUGCCAAGCUAUUGUAAUGUUAAAUCGAAUAAUGGAAAAAAAUGUGGUUAAGUGUCAUCAGUAUUGGCCACAAUCGGAUUCGACUGGUGAAGAAAAAUCUCUUAUUUUAGAUGAUGUUAAUUUAAAAGUUAUUAAUGUGUCAGAAGAAAAAGAUCCCUGUUACAUAACAACUAAUUUAAUAUUAGAAGAUCUCGAGACUGGUAAUCAAAGAGAAGUUAUUCAUUUUCAUUGUACAACAUGGCCAGAUUUUGGCGUCCCACAAAGUCCUACAGCUUUUUUAAGAUUUUUAAACGCUGUUCGUGCGAGCGGUGCUCUAGAACAAGAAGGUCCUGCCGUUGUACAUUGUUCAGCAGGUAUAGGAAGAUCAGGAACGUUUUGCCUCGUCGAUUCUUGCUUAGUUAUGAUACAAGAUAUGAAACUUAAUAAUGUAGUAGUGAAAGAUGUGCUAAUGGAAAUGAGAAAAUAUCGUAUGGGUUUAGUUCAAACGCCUGGACAACUUAGAUUUUCAUAUUUAGCCAUUAUAAAAGGCCUCGAUAAAACAGAACUUGAAAAUGGAUGGCCGAAAUUGGAAGAGGUCAAAGACGAGGAAAAUUCUGAAGAUGAAGAAGCACCGCCUCUCCCACCUCCUAGAAACGAAUCCUUGAGUGCAUCUCGAGAAUGUGCAGAAACAAGUAAAGGAGAUAAAAGUUCUGGUCAAGACAACGACAUUGUAGAGAAAACAAUGCACCGCCAAGCAAAAUACCAAGGUGGAAGAAGUUCCACGGGCACGAGAAAGCAUCCGUACAAGACAGGAAAUAGGUAUCUUCACCGGAAACAUAGAGAUCGUUCUAGAGGGGAAGAAGAAUCGACGACGUUACAUCAGAGAAAGGGACGAGACGUACGAAACCAAAUAUUAGAAAACAAAAUAAAGGAAGUUAAGAAAAAACUACGGGAAACGGAAUCGUGGCAGAAGUGGAGGAAAUCGUUAUUUCACCCCUGGAGCAUCGGUUGUCUCAUUAUCGGAAGCGGAAUCGUCGUGUGCGCUUUGCUCGCUUUUCGGGAUUAA